AUAUGUUUGUGUCUCCCUGCUGCAGGUAACAUUAUAGGCUCCGGUAUCUUCAUCUCCCCAAAGGGUGUCCUGGAACACAGCGGGUCUGUGGGCUUGGCAUUAAUCAUCUGGGUCCUCGGGGGCGGGGUCUCUGCUCUGGGCUCCAUGUGCUAUGCUGAACUUGGAGUCACAAUUCCUAAAUCAGGAGGUGAUUAUUCAUAUGUCACUGAGAUUUUUGGUGGGUUAACAGGGUUCCUGCUUCUAUGGAGUGCCGUUCUCAUUAUGUACCCCACCAGCCUGGCGGUCAUUGCACUGACAUUCUCCAACUACGUCCUCCAGCCUGUGUUCCCGGACUGUAUACCACCAUAUGAUGCCACCAGGACCCUCUCAUUGGUCUGUCUGUUGCUGCUGACCUGGGUGAACAGCUCCAGUGUCCGGUGGGCCACCAGGAUUCAGGACAUCUUCACAGCUGGGAAGCUCUUGGCCUUGGGCCUCAUCAUAGUUGUCGGCUUCAUGCAAAUAUUUAAAGGUAACUAUGAAGAGUUAAAACCAAGCAACGCAUUCAAUUUUUGGAUGACCCCCACGGUGGGGCAGUUGGCGCUGGCCUUCUUGCAAGGCUCAUUUGCAUUCAGCGGCUGGAACUUUCUGAAUUAUGUCACAGAAGAGCUAGUCGAUCCCAGAAGGAAUCUACCUCGUGCCAUAUUUAUCUCCAUCCCCCUGGUCACCUUCGUCUACACGUUCACCAACAUCGCAUAUUUCACCGCUAUGACACCGGAGGAGCUCAUGUCAUCCAAUGCCGUCGCUGUUACGUUUGGUGAAAAGCUUCUGGGCUAUUUCUCCUGGAUCAUGCCAGUAUCAGUGGCACUGUCCACAUUCGGAGGGAUUAACGGAUACCUCUUUACCUCAUCCAGGUUGUGCUUCUCUGGAGCUCGUGAAGGCCACCUGCCCAGCCUAUUGGCCAUGAUCCAUUUUAAAUACUGCACCCCGGUGCCGGCUCUGCUGGUGUGUUGUGGGGCGACAAUUAUCAUCAUGCUGGUUGGGGAUACGUACACCUUGAUAAACUAUGUGUCCUUCAUUAACUACCUCUGUUACGGAGUAACAAUUAUGGGGCUGAUCGUCCUUCGCUUCAAGAAGCCCAAAAUGUUCCGUCCCAUAAAGGUGAAUCUGCUGAUUCCAAUCACCUACCUGCUGUUCUGGGCCUUCCUGCUAAUAUUCAGCUUUUACUCCGAGCCCAUCGUGUGCGGCGUGGGGCUGAUCAUCAUUCUUACGGGAGUUCCGGUCUUUUUCCUGGGGGUCUACUGGAAGAAUAAACCAAAGUGUAUAGAUAGAUUUAUUGAAAAUAUCACCUACUGUGGACAGAAGGUUUGCUACGUCGUGUACCCUCAGCCCACCCUCCCCGAGGACGACUUAAUCGCUUGCAAUGACGCCGUAGUGAACGAGAAGGAGAAGACCCUCAAAAUGCAAUAA
Molecule: messenger RNA, 1446 nt
Organism: Staurois parvus
Lineage: Eukaryota; Metazoa; Chordata; Amphibia; Anura; Ranidae
Source: the annotation of a GenBank genome assembly